CGUCCGCCUCCUCCACCGCCGCUCUCCAAAGCCGAGACGCGCCACAGCCACCGCCGCCGCCGUCAGUGCGGGCAUGACAUAUCCUGGCAGCAGCAGUUGUGGGCUUCCGUCCGCAUGCUUUUAAGCAGAUCACAACAGGCAGAGGAAGACAAGUAAAGAGUAAAAGAAGAAAAAGAAGAAGAACAGAGAAGUGACUCAUUUCCACCGCUGCCGUGCGUCGAGAGGAGCAGAUGAGUCAAUGGCAGGGGCACAGCCUGGAGUUCAUGCGCUGCAGCUCAAGCCAGUGUCCGUGCCCGAGAGCCUCAGAAAGGGCAACAAAUUUAUGAAAUGGGAUGAUGAUUCUACUACUGUGACCCCGGUGACUCUGACAGUUGACCCCAAAGGUUACUUCCUGUACUGGACAGACCAGAACAAGGAUACAGACCUACUGGAUAUAGCGUACAUAAAAGAUGCCCGAAAUGGAAAGUGUACCAAGUCGCCAAAGUAUCUUCAGGAUGUUCUCAGCAGACAGGAAGCGAGUGGAGACAGCCCUGGAAAACUGCAACCUCCCUUCUGGCAGAAAUGACUCCGUCCCCCAGGAAGACUUCACUCCAGAGGUGUACAACAUGUUUCUGAGCAACAUCUGCUCCCGAUCUGAGCUGGACCACAUCUUCUCUGAUGUGGGGGCUAAGAGCCGUCCAUACCUGUCGGUGGAGCAAAUGACAGAGUUCAUCAACAGUAAACAACGAGACCCUCGUCUGAAUGAGAUUCUCUACCCUCCUCUUAAACCAGAACAGGUCCAGCAGCUGGUGGAGAAAUAUGAACCUAAUGCUUCGCUGGUUCAGAAAGGUCAGAUCUCGGUUGAGGGCUUUGCCAGGUAUCUGAACGGGGAGGAGAACAGUAUCAUCCCCCCUGAGAAGCUGGACCAGAGUGAAGACAUGACAUUCCCCCUCUCCCACUAUUUCAUCAACUCUUCACACAACACAUACCUCACAGCCGGCCAGCUCGCAGGGAACUCCUCAGUUGAGAUGUACAAGCAGGUUCUCCUGUCUGGAUGCCGCUGCAUUGAACUGGACUGCUGGAAGGGUCGCACCACAGAGGAAGAGCCCGUCAUCACCCACGGCUUCACCAUGACAACUGAAAUCUCCUUCAAGGAGGUGAUCGAGGCUAUCGCAGAGUGUGCUUUCAAGACCUCGCCCUUCCCUAUCAUUCUGUCUUUUGAGAACCACGUGGACUCGCCAAAGCAGCAGGCCAAGAUGGCCGAGUACUGCCGGUCAAUAUUUGGAGACGCUUUGCUGACAGAACCUCUGGAGAAAUAUCCUCUGGAGUCCGGUGUCCCACUACCCUGCCCGAUGGAGCUCAUGGGUAAAAUCUUGGUGAAAAACAAGAAGAAACACCACAAGACAAACGGAAGUACCAAGAAGAAAUUGUCGGAGCAGGUUUCCAACACCUACAGUGAUUCUUCCAGUGUGUGUGAGCCUUCCUCCCCGAGCGCAGGUUCAACCAAAGACGAGAUGGCAGAUUCUUCACAGCCCUCUGAGGGUGCUGAGCUCAGCCUGAGGCCGCAGGGCAGAAAGUCUAUCGGUGAGGUGGAGGCAGAAAGUGAAGAUGAAGAUGAUGAUGAUGACGACUGUAAAAAAGGCUCGAUGGAUGAGGGAACAGCAGGCAGUGAGGCAUUUGCCACAGAGGAAAUGUCCAACCUGGUCAUCUACAUCCAACCAGUCAAGUUCAACAGCUUUGAGGCUUCCAAAAAGAUCAAUCGCAGCUACCAGAUGUCGUCCUUCGUAGAGACCAAAGCUUUGGAGCAACUGACCAAAUCCCCUGUAGAGUUUGUGGAAUACAACAAGCUGCAGCUGAGCAGGAUCUACCCUAAAGGCACUCGAGUGGAUUCAUCCAACUACAACCCUCAGCUCUUCUGGAAUGCUGGCUGUCAGCUGGUGGCUCUCAAUUUCCAAACCAUUGAUUUGUCCAUGCAGCUGAACCUGGGCAUGUACGAGUACAAUGGCAAAUGUGGGUACAGACUCAAACCAGAGUUUAUGAGGCGACCAGACAAACACUUUGACCCUUUCACUGAGAGCACGGUGGAUGGGAUAGUAGCCAACACACUGUCUGUUAAGAUUAUCUCAGGCCAGUUCCUGUCAGAUAAGAAAGUGGGCACAUACGUGGAGAUCGACAUGUUCGGCUUACCCGUGGACACCAAGAGGAAAGCUUUCAAGACCAAGACAUCUCAGGGCAAUGCCAUCAACCCUGUCUGGGAAGAGGAGGCCAUUGUCUUCAAGAAGGUUGUUCUGCCAACACUUGCUUCAUUAAGGAUAGCUGUAUUUGAGGAGGGAGGAAAGUUCAUUGGCCACCGCAUCAUUCCUGUGUCAGCCAUCCGUCCAGGCUAUCACUACAUCAGCCUGAGAAAUGAGAAGAACCAGUCCCUGACGCUGCCCGCUCUGUUUGUGUAUGUAGAAGUGAAGGACUAUGUUCCAGACACAUUUGCAGAUGUCAUUGAAGCUUUGUCCAAUCCCAUCCGCUAUGUCAACCUGAUGGAGCAAAGAGCAAAUCAGCUGGCUGCUCUCACUCUGGAAGAGGGAGGAGAGGAGGAAGGUGACAAAGAGGUGGAGGCAGGAACUGACGCCCCCUCAGAAUCGAGGGUGGACCAGAGGGUAACGACUCCCGCAGAAAACGGACUGAGCCACACACCCAUCAUCACCCCGAAACCGCCGUCACUCGUCGGCCAGACUCAGUCUGCAGGCUCACUGAAACCAUCAGUGAAGAGUGAGGACAUCGUUCAGAGUGUUCUCACUGAACUGGAAGCUCAGACGUUGGAGGAGCUGAAGCAGCAGAAGGGCUUCGUUCGGGAGCAGAGGAAGCAGUACAAGGAGAUGAAGGAGCUGGUUCGGAAACACCACCGCAAGACCAGCGAGCUGAUCAAGGAGCACACAGCUCGCACGUCCGAGCUGCAGAGCCAGCAUCAGCGCCGGCGCUCCGCCCUGCAGAAGAGCCACAAACGAGACGGUAAGAAAAGCCGGUCCGAGCACUCUCUAUCCACCCUGGACAAGGAGCUGUGUGAGCUGGAUCAGGAGUGUAGCCAGCGGCUCGCUGAGCUGAAGGAGCAGCAGCAGCAGCAGCUCCUCACGCUUCGCCAGGAGCAGUACUACAGCGAGAAGUACCAGAAACGAGAGCACAUCAAACAGCUGGUUGAGAAGCUGACCACCAUAGCAGAGGAGUGCCAGAGUGCUCAGCUCAAGAAGCUCAGAGACAUCUGUGAGAAAGAAAAGAAGGAUCUGAAGAAGAAAAUGGACAAGAAACGGCAAGAGAAAAUUAAUGAAGCCAAAUCUAAAGACAAGAAUGUGACAGAGGAAGAGAAGCUGGAGAUCAACAGAUCGUUUGUCAAUGAGGUGGUGCAGUACAUCAAACGGUUGGAAGAUGCACAGAGUAAAAGACAGGAGAGACUACUGGAGAAGCACAAGGACAUCCGCCAGCAAAUAUUAGACGAAAGGCCAAAGCUACAGAGCGAUCUGGACCAGGAGUACCAGGACAAGUUUCGCCGGCUACCUGUGGAGAUCCAAGAAUUUGUUCAGGACAGCAGCAAGGCCAAACUUAGCGACGACGGAGUCAACGCAAACCUUGUCACGUCCUCGACAAUGGAAAAGCUCAACAGCAAGGCGUCGCAGUCUGAGGACGACACGGAGGAGGGCUCGUCGGAAAGAGUAUACGACACAUCCCUUUAGAGAUCUAAUCUCGGCACUCUGCUUCACACUGGGACACUGAUUGCUGGAUGUGUUUGUGGCUA
Messenger RNA from Paralichthys olivaceus (Japanese flounder), 3760 nucleotides. Lineage: Eukaryota; Metazoa; Chordata; Actinopteri; Pleuronectiformes; Paralichthyidae. The record is from RefSeq and is a predicted model, not a curated record.